UCAAUGUUGUGUUUUGGUGUAGGAGUCUCUCUGAUUCAAACGAGCAAUAGUCGCUAUCUGUCAGUGUAGUUUCCCGUAAAUUGUAGACCCUACUUCACCUAGAUGCAAUCUUCGACGAAUCCAGAAUGUAUACCAUCGUUAGAAUUUCCCGAGAUACCAAACAAAGACGAAUUAUUGGAUUGGACCUACUCUAAGAGACGAGAAAUGCAGGAAAUUGUUCCAGGAGUUUAUCUUGGUCCAUACUCUGCAGCAAUGAAUAGCAAAUUAGAAGUUUUAAAGCAAGUUGGAAUCUCUCAUGUUGUUUGUAUACGACAGAAUAUUGAAGCAAACUUUGUUCGCCCUAACUUUCCUCAACACUUUAAAUAUUUGGUAUUAGAUGUAGCAGACUCACCCACAGAAAAUAUUAUCACACAUUUUCCUAAGGUGAAAACUUUUGUUGACAGCUGUUUAAGUAGUGGAGGAAAAGUUCUUCUCCAUGGAAAUGCUGGGAUAUCUAGAAGUGCUGCAUUAAUGAUUGCUUUCAUUAUGGAAACAUAUGGAUUAAACUAUAGAGAUGCAUUUCAUUAUGUGCAGCAAAGAAGAUUCUGUAUUAAUCCCAAUGAAGGUUUUGUUCAACAACUAAUGGAAUAUGAACCAAUUUAUUUAGCCAAUUAUCAAGCAAGAAAAUCAGGAGAAAGAUUAAAUCAGUCUGGUGGGGUGAAACGAGCUCAUGAGGAUGAACCAAGAGAUGACAUGAUGGACACGUGAUAACUGUUGUUCCAUGGCAGAGUUUAUUUUGCUUAGUACCAGUUAACAGAAGCACAAAGUAACGUGUGUACAAAGACAGCAUCUCUGAUGUUCAUGGGGCAGACAGUCCAGGCAGAAGGCCGUAACACAAGAUCUGAUCUUCAGAAGGACAUUGGCCCAAACUGCAUCAGUUAGCUAUAAAUUUAAUAUAUGGUUACAUACAUCAAAAAUGCAAAGAACUAGUUGGUAAAUGUUAGGCAAUUUUAUCAUCAUCCAUAGCUGCCUUUUCUUUGAACUGUUAAGGACUAUGUUUUUUUUCAGUGAAAUCAUUAAUAGGGCAUUGUUUUAAUUAAUGUUAAUGAAAUUACUAAUAUUUACCAGACCGAGUGUUGUAUUACGGUAACUUUUUAACUCCCAAACUUUAUUGUCAAUUCUCUUUCUUGCUGGUACACAUUUCCUUCAAAAAUUUGGUUUUAGAUCAAGAUAACAACUUCUACCUGAUAAGUUUGUGUGUUCUCAUUCCCCUGAAUAGUGUUUGCUUAUUGGUUGGUCUGUUUCCUUUUUUGUGCAGAAAAACGAAAAUUUAUAAAUGAGUAUUUUAAAACGAUUUAUUUUUCAACUGUUAAGUGACUGUGCCUACCUAGGCUGGACUAGGAAUCGCAGAGGAAAGCAGUAUAUUGUGGUUUAUCGGAUGACGAGGAUUGAUGUUGAUAUUUUCAUGUUGAUUUUUUCGUUAAAAACAAGAGCUACAGG
Messenger RNA from Pocillopora verrucosa, 1479 nucleotides. Its product is annotated as serine/threonine/tyrosine-interacting protein-like. Lineage: Eukaryota; Metazoa; Cnidaria; Anthozoa; Scleractinia; Pocilloporidae. The record is from RefSeq and is a predicted model, not a curated record. Gene Ontology annotation, cellular component: nucleoplasm; cytoplasm. Gene Ontology annotation, molecular function: F-box domain binding; protein tyrosine/serine/threonine phosphatase activity. Gene Ontology annotation, biological process: negative regulation of SCF-dependent proteasomal ubiquitin-dependent catabolic process; regulation of ERK1 and ERK2 cascade; protein dephosphorylation.